GCUCCCUCAGCUGUCAGUGUGAAGGUGUGCGUGGUUGUGCUUCAAUCAUAGUGACAUGGGCUGUUUAAAGUGUUGUUUGGCCCUAGUGUUUGUUGUGUUAGCAUGUGUCUUUGCAUCAAGCAGUCCAGAGAUACCAAAUACAGAUGAUACCAAACCACUAUGGAAUGCCACCUGGACAGAUAAGCUGAAGCGUAAGCUUUUAACACAUUAUGACAAGUUUUCGAGACCUGCACAGCACACUAAUGCAACUGUUGUCAAGAUGGUAUUAACUUUCCGACACAUUGAACUUGAUGAGUUAAAAUCAGUGAUGACAGUAUAUGGCUGGAUGAGAAUGGCAUGGACAGAUGAGAAACUGAAGUGGAAUAAAACAGAAUGGGGUGGACUCCAUGAGCUACAUUUAGCUGAUCAUGAAAUUUGGCAGCCAGAUAUUAUCCUUUACAACAGUGCAUCCGGGUCAAGUAUUGAUCAUUAUGGGAAUUCUCAUUGUGUUGUGUUUCCAACUGGAGAAGUCUUCUGGGUACCCCCUGCACAGUUUCUUGUCUUCUGUGAUCUUGAUCUUCGUCUGUGGCCUUAUGAUACACAGACUUGUCAUUUAACACUUGGCUCUUGGACUUAUGAUGGAGAUCAAGUGGAUCUGCAACUUGGUGUACCAUUUGAUGGUUUUGAGAUGGACCUGUGGAAUACAAAUUCUGAAUGGCAGAUAGUGGAUGUAAAAGGAAAUCGAGCUGAACAGUAUUACUCAUGUUGUACAGAACCAUACAUUGACAUCACAUACAACAUCACUCUCCGUCGACAAUCUCCUGCUUACUCUGCCAUUGUGAUCACACCAGCUGCAGCAAUUGUUCUGAUGACACUGGCAGGAUUUUGGUUACCUCCAAAUGCAGGAGAAAAGAUUUUGCUCAAUGGUUGUACAGCAAUAAUUAUAUGCCUGUUCCUGCUGUAUUUUUCUCAGAAGUUACCUGCAAUGGCAGGAAACACACCAUUAGUAGUGCUCUUUUACAGUAGCUCACUGCACCUUGUGAUUUUGUCACUGGUGGUGACUGUUGUUGUCCUAAACCUAUCACGCAAUUGCUACAGCAUUCCAGUUCCAUGGGUGUUGCAAUCACUGCUCCUUGGUUGGCCAGGCAGAAUGUUAGGGCUACAUCACAUUGUCUUGCUGGUACCAUCAGCAGAAGACCGCCAUGAGAGCUGUUCAGGAAUGGAAGACAGCAGCAUUGAAGCCUCAAGUAGCGGGGGCAAUGUGAGCAUUGGUGAUGACAGCCGACGUGUUCUGACACGUACAUCCUCACAUCGACGCCAUCAAGUUAACUGGAUUCUUCUAGCAAUAGCUAUUGAUCGCUUGUGCUUUCUGCUCUACUGUCUACUGUUCAUCAUACUUGCAACAGUGUACUCUGUGUAGUGUGGAAUCUUCACAUCGGUAAUGUGACUAUUUUGUCAUGCAGUGGACAGUGUCAGCUAUGGGAAAAUGAGUUCUCACUAACAGUUUACCCAGUACAAAUAUAAACUGUGUGUUUACAGAGAUACUGUGUCUCAAACAUUUUGAAUUUCAUUCUCAAAUUCAUAAUUAUUCACUUGUGUCUAUGAGCACCUGCCUUCAAACAGCCUUUGAAUAUAUUUCACUGCUAAUAGUGGUACUUGUUUGUUGCAUUAACUUAACAAA
Messenger RNA from Schistocerca nitens (vagrant locust), 1660 nucleotides. RefSeq names its product acetylcholine receptor subunit alpha-L1-like. The record is from RefSeq and is a predicted model, not a curated record. Gene Ontology annotation, cellular component: neuron projection; membrane; synapse. The transcript has 9 exons. Gene Ontology annotation, molecular function: neurotransmitter receptor activity; transmembrane signaling receptor activity; extracellular ligand-gated monoatomic ion channel activity. Gene Ontology annotation, biological process: regulation of membrane potential; signal transduction; chemical synaptic transmission. Lineage: Eukaryota; Metazoa; Arthropoda; Insecta; Orthoptera; Acrididae. The coding region runs from base 56 to 1399 and encodes 447 amino acids.